Colletes gigas is the source of this 6891-nucleotide messenger RNA. RefSeq lists its product as uncharacterized. NCBI's taxonomy places the organism in Eukaryota, Metazoa, Arthropoda, Insecta, Hymenoptera, Colletidae. Gene Ontology annotation, cellular component: mRNA cleavage factor complex; cytoplasm. Gene Ontology annotation, molecular function: RNA polymerase II complex binding; mRNA binding. Bases 180 to 5879 code for a protein of 1899 amino acids. Gene Ontology annotation, biological process: termination of RNA polymerase II transcription. The transcript has 16 exons. The record is from RefSeq and is a predicted model, not a curated record.
AGCCAUUUUACGUGGAUAUCCCGUUCGGCGUAAGCAGUAGUAUCAGCGUGAUUAUCGCAAAAAGUCAAAAUAAUCGUGGUUCGGGAUAUUUCUGUUUUUCGAAAUGCGUUAGAAAAGUGUAAUUACAACUGUCAAGUUGACGAAGAUUUGUUGCACAUAUCAAUUGGCAACACAACACCAUGAUGUCAACAAAGUCUAAGGAGAUAGCAGAUGAGUAUAUCUCAUCACUGUCGGAUCUGACCAUCAAUAGCAAACCUUUGAUUAAUAUGCUCACCAUGUUGGCAGAGGACAACAUUGAACAUGCAUCAGCAAUUGUUCAAGCUGUUGAGAAUCAUCUGCAAAAGGUGAGAAGCGACAUCAAAUUACCUGUUCUUUAUUUAAUUGACUCAAUUGUAAAGAAUGUGAAUGGAGCAUACUUGAAUCUCUUCACACAAAAUAUUGUUAACACUUUUUGCGGAGUGUUUGAAAAGGUGGAUGAGAAUACGCGAGCCAGUAUGUGGAAACUGAGACAAACGUGGAACGACGUGUUUCCUGCGAAUAAGUUAUUUUCAUUGGAUGUACGGGUGCAAAGUAUUGAUCCUGCUUGGCCGAUCACUGCCUCUCCUACUAGCGUUUCUUCUGGAUCUAUCCACGUCAACCCUCGAUUUUUCUCGAUGCCCCAGCAAUCUGCAACAUCGAUAGUAGCACAACCAAUUGUAGCGCCUGUUAAGUUGCCUCCAGGUGAUCCCGUAACACCGACAGAAGCAGCAAUGCGUGAACAGGUAUUAAAAAAGCAACGGGAGUUGAUAGAGUUGCAGAAGAAAAAGCUCGAGCUAGAACUACUUCAGGCUAAGGCAAAUUUGGAGCAGCAACAACGGCAACUUGAUAAACAGGCUGGAAAUUUGAAAGCAGAAUUGGUUGCAGCAACAACCCACGUUACAUCAGGCAUGGAAACUAUUUCGCAAGGAAAACCGGUCGCACUCAACGUGCCGUGUCAAGCGUCAAAACCAGUAACAAAACAGUUUCCAGCAGCAACUGCUUCGCUUCUGAAAAAUGCAGGAACGAACAAUGGCCCACGAAUCGCACCGGCUAGUAGUAUAGCAGUAGCAUCGGCUAAACCUGUGUCACGCGAUCCAAGAAUAAAGACUACUUCGGCUCAAGAUGUACCAGUCCCAAGCGUGGAUCCUCGGCAACGAAUAAGUACAUCAAGUCAAAAGGAUACCCGGGGUGAAGGCCAAACGCAGCUAGCGGCAAAUACAAACACUGUACUUUCAGAUCAAUUAAAACAGCAGUUACUUUCGAAACAGGCUGUAACUAGCACUAUCAACAAGUCUCCGACAAAUCUUGCCGGCUCCGAUACUGCGACGAUAAACGCUAGUAAUAACAAUAAUGCUAAUACGAACCUCAACAAUAAUAAUAACAAUAAAAAUUUCAGUGGUAACGCAAAUAAAGAUGCUGUGUCGCAUCGAACAAGUCAAAAGAAAGACCCUCGAUUGUCUAGUAAUAGUAGUGGUAACCUAAACAGUAAUAGUUCCAAAGGUUCUCAAAGUCUAUCUGUGGGUAGUAAUAGUUCUUUAACGUUAUCCGCGAGCAACAGAGGAGGUGGUAGUAACGAUUCCAAGUCGAAGGACACGAAGGGCUCGAAUUCACGGAGUUUUUCAUCUUCGACGAUCGAGAAAUCUUCCACUUCCUCGAAAUCCUCGCAUAGAAAGAUAGGCAACAAAUCGCGUUCUAAGCAACCUCAGACAUCUCCGAAUAAGAUACCGAAAGUUGACAGAGACGUAAGCCCAGUUAGGUCCAAAUCUCGUGAGAAAGACAGUGGAGACAGUUCGCCAUCCUCGCGCACCUCUCCCCAAUCCUUUCAAACCUCUAAGAACCGAAAGAAGAACACGAAAUCGAGAAAGCGUAGUCCAAGCCCUCCGUAUAGAAUCCCCAGGCGUAACGAUACAAAGUCCAAUUCAAGUCUAAGUAGUUCCGGUGGUGUUACUGAGGAGGAGCAGUCUGGUUCGUUGAUAGUGUCUCCUCCUCAUCCACCAACAUUUAAAGAAAUUCGACCGAAUGCUAGACAAAGAAAUUAUGUAAGGCGAAACAAGGACGGCAGUCUAAGUCCCGAGCGGUCUCCAGUAAAUACUGGAAACGCUCAAGCUUCUGCGGAGCCGACUUUGGAAUCAUCCAGCAAAGACGAAGACUUGAGAGCAACGCUACCUCUUCCAGGUGCAACUGCUUCUGUACCGGAAAAGAAAGAAGACUUAGAUUUGCGCGUAUUGCCACCGCCAGUUAAUCCCAACAAAAGACAAAGUUCGGAACACAUGGAAUCAUCUUUGAUCAAAAAAACAAAGGCCGAGAAAUUUGACGCAUUAUUCGGAAAUGAAGACGUUGAUCUACGAACAUUGACUCAUCCUAAAGCUGGACGACCGCCCACGCCACCUCCACCUGUGAUAUCGGGUGAAGAUGGUAAAGAUGGUUGGGCAAAAUUGAAAACACCGUCAAAGAAUGACAGAGAGAAACAGGCUAACAACACUGACGACAAAAGAGACAGUAGAGAUCGUAACAGAGACAGAUUGGGCAGGCUCAGGCUUUACAAUAAACUUCCGGAUGAUCCGAAAGAAAGAAGAAGGACGCUAUCGAACGAGGAUCAAGACAAUAGGCCAGGGCGAAGAGGUAGAGAGAAUGAUAAGCCGGAACGAAACGAGGAUAGAAAUAUUGAGAUAAUAAUGAAACAGGCCGCCGAGCAAUUGAACCAAGGUUCGAUCACCAAAGCGCAAUACAAUAUUCUUAUACAGGAGGUUUUACACAUGAGCGAAGAUCGCAAAUUGAGAGCCGCGCAACGGAAAGAGAAGGAAGUAGGUUCGAUUGUUUGGGAAAAAGGCGUGAAUCUGGAUAUGGCUGGUGCAGGCGACCGUGCAUCCACCUUCAGCCCUUCGAGCGAUAAAGAAGUAAUGAGAAACAAAGAUCACCCUAUUCCAAGAAAUCCGAAUGGUCCAAGAUGGCAAAGUCAGCCGUGGCAACAGCCAGGACCAUGGGCUCACCCACCAGGACCUCCUUACGGCCCACAAGGACACUUCAAUUCCGAUUUCAGGCCUGUCGGUCCAUGGCAAAAUCCGAGACACUUUGGUCCCAUACGACCCGACUAUCAAUACCAUGGCGGUUUCAACCAUAAUCUUGGUCCAAAUCCUCGUCUGGGACCUGGGAUAAUGGGACCUAUGGGACCCAAUGGACCACUUAUGUCGAACCUUUUACCAAAUGGCCCGAUCGGUCCAAUGGGUAUGCCUAAUCCACCGGCUAUAUCGUUACCAGGAAUGAACGGACCUGGAAUGAUGAUGAACAAUGGACCAAUAUCGAAUCUUAUGUCAAAUCCGAAUAUACCUCCGUUGAGCGCAACGAGAAACGUAUCGCCGAAUUCAUCCUCUAAAUACGAUCUUGAAGAAGGCGAUCAGAAUUACUCUACGACGAUGAUGAAAAAUCAAAAUCCUCAUAGCCGUGAAUUACCGCCUCCGGACUCGAAAUUGUUGGACGAAGUCGCGAGGGAUACGAUGAAAUCUAUAAACAUUGAUAAUAUACCGCGUGAAAUUAGAUAUUAUGGACAAACUGGUGUAGUUUUUAUGAACUGGGACGAUCCUAGAGAAAUUGGAUUCCAGAACGGUAUAAGACGAAUUUUAAUCGAUGACAAAGACACUAUCACUUGUGCAUUUAACGAUCAAUACAAAGAAUUUAUGUACGAAGGUGAAGUUCAUAGAAUUAAAUUAGGAGCACCCACGAGAGAAUUGUACGUCGACGACCGGUGGUAUGAAUGUUAUUUCGGCGGUAUGCCCGUAACGAUAGAUCUUGGCGGUAAAAAGGUUAGCGUCAAGUUGGAAGGACCACCGCCUCAAGUAAAGAUCGGUACCGUAAAGAGAACAGACUUGGUAGUUGCCAAAAUUAAUCUUAUUAUUAACGCCCGAAAUAUGGUCCCCGUCUUUCUGGAUGCGAAACCGCAAAUAUUUGAAAUCGAAGGAAAGCCACAUACACUUGAGUUUAUAGACUCGUUGCAAACAGUUCUAUUGAACGGACGUCCGUUUAAAGUCGAGUUUGGAGGAUUGCCAAAACCUAUUAUUGUUAGGGAUAAGAAACAUUUUAUACGAUUUUCGGUAUUGCCAAGAGGAGUUCGUCCGGGUUACGUUAAGAUUACAGGUAUGAGAGGCGAGGAACCGAUCGAGUCACCACCCACACCGCCUCUCUUAACGCAGAAACCGAAAGUAGAUACAACCUCUGCGCCAACGCAAUUCUCAUCGGUCGAGUCGGAGUCAACGUCGCAAGAUGGUUCUGAUCUUAGAACGACUCCCAAACCGGAUCUGCAAUUAGACAUGUUAUCUUCGGUUUUACCAUCCGCGAUGGCGCCGGCGUCCGGAUUGUCGUAUCAAGCCGAACCGGCGGAAAAUCCGCCACCGGCUGCUCCAGCAUUAUCCUUACCACUGAAUAUGAACGAGCUAUUCCAGCGAUUAGUCGAAACCGGUAUCGUACCGAAUCUGUCGGAACAAAAGAAACACGAGGAAGAAGAAAAGAAAGAGCCAGAAAUUAUUCCCGUUUCGUUCGAUAAACCAGAGACACUCAAAGUCAAACAACCGGCUAUCGCGGCAGCAUUGUACAGUGGUAUGCAGUGUAGUUCCUGUGGUGCUAGAUUUGCACCCGAAUUGGCAACUCGGUACAGCCAUCAUUUGGACUGGCAUUUCAGACAGAACAGGCGAGAAAGAGAUUCCGCACGGAAAGCUCAUUCUCGACCUUGGUAUUACGACGUUAGCGAUUGGAUACAGUUCGAAGAAAUCGAAGAUCUGGAAGACAGAGCACAAAGUUGGUUCGAAACGGAGAAACAAACGGCGGACACGGAGGGUGUCGCUACGGAGGAUUCUCCUCAAGAAGCAUUGCAACCUAGUGUUCCUACUGGAUCUGACGAAGAUUCCAGAUGUCAAGUGUGCCACGAUGCAUUUGAACAAUUUUACAAUGAAGAGAAAGAGGAGUGGCAUUUAAGACCAGCGAUUAAUUUCGAGGAAAAGAAUUACCAUCCGCUGUGUCUCGAUGACUACAAGAGAGCUUUGGAAAAAUCUGCGUUAGCGCUCGAGGAAACGAUCGAGGAAAUGGAGGAUGAAAAGAAGAUCACCGAUGAAAUGUCUGCAGAAGAAAAUAAGACUGAGGAAUUAAGCGUAGAGGCGUUAAAUCUUGAAAUAGAGACGAUAGAAGCGCCCGAUGAGAUAAUGAAAGAUAACGCGGAGGAAGCAGUUUUUGACAUAGAAAAUACAGACGAAGCUAUGGUUGUAGAUGAUAAUGCAGAUAUCGAACAAAACGAGAAAGAGAAAGAACAAGAAUUAGGAACCAACAGCGAGGAAACUGUCGACACUGAUAAUCUCGAAACAGAAGUUGCACUCGCGACAAUUGAAACAGAAGAGUGCGAAACAGAAAGUGUCGAUAAAUCUUUCGAAAAUAUUAAAAUCAAAGAAGAGCCAAUCGAUGAGCCCGAAGAACAACUAGAAGAAGAACAAUUCGAUUUUACCAAUGUAGAAAUUAAAGAAGAACCUGUAGAACCGGAACCAGACCCCGAGGAGAGCGUAAUUACCGAACCUGCAACGGCUGAUACGACGUACGCUGCUGUGAAAAGUUCCAUUGAUGGAAAUGUAGAAUUAGAUUCCACGCCUGCAGCGAUUCCAACAGCUCCGUCCCGAAUUAAGAUUAAUAUUACGAAAACAUUGUGUAUAAAUAAGGAACCAGAAGAAUCAAAGGAAAAACCUGUAUCCGAGACACUCGCCGAAGAAAUAGCAGAACCUUUGGUGGCUGCGUCUAUAAAACCUGCUUUGCAAGGUAGAAAAUUGUCUAAUUUACCCCCUGUGGAGAGAGGGCAAGAAUUAUCAGGUCUUUGCUCGAUUAUGUAAAUAGUACCUGUAAUAUAUAUUCAAAAUAAGUCUGCAUGAGAGUUGUGUGGUUUGAAUGUAAUUUUGUGUUUAGCGCUACUUAAAGGACUAAGUAUCGAUGUAUUUGUACAUCACAUUUUUGUGCAACUUAUACGACCUGAUGCGAAGUGCUUACAGAAUUUGUUUUCAUUUUUUUUUUCUUUCUUUUCUUUAUUUUUUUUUUACGUAUAAUUAAUUUUUUUGAAUUUUACAUAUUCUUUUGCAUUUCGUACACUCAUUUUUACUCGUCUAUUUUUCCGACUGCCAACACGGUGAGAAAAAUCAAUCCUAUUCACUUUUAGACGUCACGCCGUAUAAGUUAAAAGUUUACGUUGUAAUGUGCGAAAGGAUAAGCGUAUGCGUGUGUUUAGCUUUUUCUAAUUUUAAUUAAGGCGGAAAAAGAGAAGAAGAACUGUAAAUAUUUAAUGUAAUCGAGACGAUUUAAUUAGAGUGAGAUAGCGUAGUAGCAUUCCCAACACAAAAAAAGUGCAAUCGCAUUUUGUGACAGAAGAAUGUCAAAAAAAUGUAAUACUGAUGUGCACAAGAUUAAUUAAGAAUUUCAUACUGUUUGUACUUUGUAAAAAUAUUCGAAUGGUACUCGAUACAAUUGUUUUCUAGACGUGUCAGCUCUGUUUUGAUUUUACAAAACACGAAAAAAUGUGGUCCUGCAAGAAGUAACGAGAGAUUACCCAAUUCAGUUAGAUGUACAAAUUGUGUGAUAUAAAAUUGUUGAUCAUAAUGUACAUAAUACCACCAUUAAAAUAAUCGCGACGAUAUUGGGUAAGGAAGAAAAAAAAAGAAAAGAAACAGUUACUACUAGAGGAUUAUUUUGUUGUAUAAAAAAAAAAUCUUGUUGAUUAUUCGGGGUCUGACUGCCUUUGGUUGCUUAUUUAUGAUCCUAAAUUCACCUUUCUAAAAUAUCCCUUAUAAUAAUUACCAUUAUUAAAAAAAAACUUUAGAAGUUUAAAUUUUCAACUAUACAAAUAUUUGAACA